AUGCACUACGACCAGUACAGCUUCGUCACGGGUAGUACUCCUUCUAUAACCACAAAAGUCGAGUACUUCAACAAGAUCAUUGGCCAGCGCCGAGGAUUCUCUGUUGGAGAUCACCAAAAAAUCAACCACUUGUAUAAAUGCCCCCGGCCGUUGAGAAAUUCGGUAACUUCUGGAUUCGACAAAUUCAGAUUCUUCGAUGGCUUCGCUUAG
This is a messenger RNA of Oikopleura dioica, 210 nucleotides long. The record is from the annotation of a GenBank genome assembly. Lineage: Eukaryota; Metazoa; Chordata; Appendicularia; Copelata; Oikopleuridae.